AUUUUAAGACAAAUUAUUGUCAUUAGACAGGCCAAAGAGGGUCAUUAUAAUGGGCCCAAAAUUACAUUCGGUAUAUCACUGAGAAAUGCAAGUAGUUUGGGCCGAGGCCCUACUAGUGAGCAUGUGGCUCACUAGAGAAUGAAGAAGCAAAACGUCCGGACCCUAUCGUUGAUCGUCUGCACGUUCACCUACCUCCUCGUUGGCGCUGCAAUAUUUGACGUCCUCGAGUCCGAGACGGAGAAACGGCGCAAAGAAGCGUUGGACGCCAUUGAAAGAAUGGUUAUACGCAAAUACAACAUUAGCGAGGACGACUACAAGAUCAUGGAAACUGUCGUGCUGAAGACUGAGCCACACAAGGCUGGGCAACAGUGGAAGUUUGCCGGUGCUUUCUACUAUGCAACCACGGUCCUCACCACUAUCGGUUACGGGCACUCGACGCCGAACACGAUAAGCGGCAAGCUGUUCACAAUGUUCUACGCGAUAGUCGGCAUCCCUCUGGGCCUCGUCAUGUUCCAAAGUAUAGGAGAACGGUUAAAUAAAUUUUCGUCUGUUGUAAUAAGAAAAGUCAAGCAACUACUCAAUUGCAAAGACGUUCAGGCAUCAGAAAUAAAUUUAAUAUUUGUCGUGACAUUUUUAUCAAGUUUAACAAUAACUUGUGGUGCUGCUGCAUUUUCACGUUAUGAGGGUUGGUCAUAUUUUGAUUCUGUCUAUUAUUGUUUUAUAACAUUAACGACAAUUGGAUUUGGUGAUAUGGUAGCAUUACAAAAAGAUAAUGCACUUGAUAAUAAACCCGAGUAUGUAAUAUUUGCAUUAAUAUUUAUUCUAUUUGGUUUGGCAAUUGUUGCUGCAUCUUUAAAUCUUCUUGUAUUACGUUUUGUAACAAUGAAUACUGAAGAUGAACGACGAGAUGAGGCAGAAGCUCUUCAGGCUGCACAAGGAGCUGUAAGACUUGAGGGUGAUGUGAUAACAGCAAAUGGCUCAAUAUUAUCAGGUCAAAUGGGUAAUCAGGGUGAUACAAUAUCUCUAUAUGAUGAUGAUACAUCAGUAUGUAGCUGUAGAUGCAGUGGUUUUUAUAGAAAAAAAAGAAGACCAGGUUAUACUGUACGUCGUCCACCAAGUAAAAUAUCACAUUUAUUACCAAUGCAACAAUUUACAACAACAAAUUAUAGAGAUGACAUACAUCCAUUACCAUUAACACCAAUAUUAUUACCAACAAUAUAUCAACAUAGAGCAAGUAUUUGACGUCCACCGUCAGUCAAAACUUUACCAAUACAUGAGUAUCAUCCAUAUAUACCACAAAUUCAAAUACGACGUGAAUCGGUAUAAUGAAUUAUU
Aphidius gifuensis is the source of this 1335-nucleotide messenger RNA. RefSeq names its product two pore potassium channel protein sup-9 (gene Task6). Gene Ontology annotation, biological process: potassium ion transmembrane transport; stabilization of membrane potential. Gene Ontology annotation, cellular component: membrane. Gene Ontology annotation, molecular function: potassium ion leak channel activity. Bases 139 to 1242 code for a protein of 367 amino acids. The transcript is spliced from 5 exons. The record is from RefSeq and is a predicted model, not a curated record. NCBI's taxonomy places the organism in Eukaryota, Metazoa, Arthropoda, Insecta, Hymenoptera, Braconidae.